GUUGAAACACAUGCAGAAUUCCAGUUGCAGUUUCAUGUGUGAAUAUUAAAAAAUCAUACAAAGUGUAUAUUUUCAAAUAAUUACAAAUGUUUAACUAGUUUGAUGUGUAUCGAAAAAUAAAGUGAUAUCAAAAAAAAGAAUAUGUAUAAACUUCUAAGGCCGUACACGACACCAAAUAAUUUUCUAAAAUUGCGUCAGUUUCAUGCUGCAUUUCGACAGGUUGAUUUGAAGUGCCAUCAGAAAGAAUUAAAGUUUUGGUGCCAGAAUGUAGCCACUCGACAUAUUCAUUCCACAAUAUGCCUAGAAAUACCAAGCAAGCGUACAAAACUUGAGCUAAAAAGGCGUCUAAAAGCUGAGCAAAAAGCCAAGGAAAAGGCAGAGAAGGAGGCGCAAAAAGCGGCUGCAGCAAGUGCUAAUGCUGAUAACAAUGCUCCAAAAAAGAAGUCGGCGGCGGCGUCAGAAGAGGAAAUUUCACCAAAUGAAUAUUUUAAACUGCGUUCAGCUGCUGUUGUUGAUUUAAAAAAAUCACCAGAAACCCAUCCCUAUCCUCAUAAAUUCAACGUUAGUAUUUCUUUGGAAAAUUUCAUUAAAAAAUAUGAGAAUCUUAAAGAGGGUGAAAUGCUUGAAGACGUCUCUCUGAGCGUUGCUGGUCGCGUGCAUGCAAUACGGGAAUCUGGUGUAAAAUUAAUAUUUUACGAUUUGCGCGGUGAGGGUGUCAAAUUGCAGGUAAUGGCCAAUGCUAAGUUAUACCAUAACGAAAGUGCCUUUGAGCCUGAUACUGCAAAAAUACGACGUGGUGACAUUAUAGGUAUCAACGGUUACCCCGGUAAAACCAAGAAGGGUGAACUCUCUGUGGUGCCAAAAGAGAUUAAACUGUUGUCACCAUGUUUGCAUAUGCUGCCUCAUUUGCAUUACGGUCUCAAGGAUAAAGAGACACGUUACCGACAAAGGUAUUUGGAUUUGAUCAUGAAUCCCAAAGUGAGAGAAACCUUCCAAAUUCGUGCAAACAUUGUCUCAUUUGUGCGACAAUUCCUCGAUCGCAUGGGUUUCUUGGAAGUAGAAACACCCAUGAUGAACAUGAUUGCUGGCGGUGCAACUGCCAAACCCUUCAUCACACAUCACAAUGACUUGAAUAUGGAUUUGUAUAUGCGUGUCGCACCUGAAUUGUACCAUAAAAUGCUCGUUGUUGGUGGAUUAGAUCGAGUGUAUGAAAUUGGGCGUCAAUUCAGAAAUGAAGGCAUCGAUUUAACGCAUAAUCCAGAAUUUACCACUUGCGAAUUCUAUAUGGCUUAUGCUGAUUUUAAUGAUCUUAUCGAAAUAACUGAGAAAAUGAUCUCAGGUAUGGUGAAAGCCAUUCAUGGUACUUAUAAAAUUAAAUACCAUCCCGAAGGACCUGAGGGUCCCGAGGAAGAAAUUGAUUUUACGCCACCAUUUAGAAGGGUUUCGAUGAUAAAAACUCUAGAAGAAAAAUUAAACGUUAAAUUUCCACCAGCAACAACGUUUAAUAGCAAAGAGACAACCGAAUUCCUCUCACAACUUUGCGCCAAACAUCAGAUCGAAUGUCCGCCACCACGUACAACGGCACGUCUGCUGGAUAAAUUAGUCGGUGAUUUUAUUGAAGAAACCUGUAUAAAUCCAACAUUCAUCUGUGAGCAUCCGCAAAUAAUGUCACCACUGGCCAAAUAUCACCGCAGCGAACCUGGUUUGACGGAACGUUUCGAGCUGUUCGUCAUGAAGAAGGAAGUGUGUAAUGCUUACACCGAGUUGAACGAUCCGAUGGUGCAGCGUGAAAGAUUCGCCCAACAGGCGAGCGAUAAAGCGGCUGGUGAUGAUGAGGCGCAACUGAUUGAUGAGAACUUCUGUACAGCAUUAGAAUAUGGCUUACCACCAACAGGUGGCUGGGGUCUGGGCAUUGAUCGUCUAACUAUGUUCCUCACCGACACCAAUAACAUUAAGGAGGUGCUCUUCUUCCCCGCAAUGAAACCAGAGGAAGCUAAUCGAACACAGCCAGCAGCCAGUGAAGGCGAUCAAAUCGCGGAAAAGAGUAAUUAGCAUGAUUUGGAGAUUGAAGAUCUUAGUAGUUUUUGAAAACAUCGUUUGAUAAAGUGUAUAACGGAUUCGCAAAUAUAAUUCUCAAAAAAAAAAUAAUAAUAAAAUUAUUUAUUUGCUAUUAUAA
Messenger RNA from Bactrocera dorsalis (oriental fruit fly), 2176 nucleotides. RefSeq names its product lysine--tRNA ligase (gene LysRS). Gene Ontology annotation, cellular component: mitochondrion; cytosol; cytoplasm. Bases 142 to 2052 code for a protein of 636 amino acids. Gene Ontology annotation, biological process: lysyl-tRNA aminoacylation. Gene Ontology annotation, molecular function: ATP binding; tRNA binding; lysine-tRNA ligase activity. The transcript has 6 exons. The record is from RefSeq and is a predicted model, not a curated record. Lineage: Eukaryota; Metazoa; Arthropoda; Insecta; Diptera; Tephritidae.